AUGACUACCGUGGAAGCCCAGUCAAUAGUUAAGGAAUUGUCUGAGUGGGAGUUUCCCCUGCUCUUCCGAAUGUCGCUUCAGUUUGCCUUGUUCAAGACCUAUGGCAUUCCAACUAUUUCCAGUUUGCUCGUAGCGACGCGCAUGUUCAGCAACCCCGAGAAUGCGAGUAAACGAUACGAAGAUACAUCAGUUCUAAUAGGCGAAUUUAUGGCCCACGCGCCAAACGAGGAGCGAACUCGACAAGCAAUAGGAAGGAUGAAUUCAUUACACAGUCCUUAUAUCAAGGCUGGAAAGAUAUCCAACGAAGACCUUCUGUAUACACUGAGCGUUUUUGUAACAGAGCCUAUCAAUUGGAUUAACACAUAUGAGUGGCGGCAACUCACAGACAUGGAGAUUUGUGCCCAGGGCGCAUUCUGGAAAUCCAUUGGUGACGCAAUGAAUAUAAAGUACUCAGGACACUUGAAACGACACACCUGGAAAGACGGCAUUGAGUUCUAUGAAGACAUUGCUGACUGGGCAAUGCAAUACGAGUUGGAACACAUGGUGCCGGCAGCAACAAACAAACAAACCGCCACUGAGCUCUUUGCACUAUUGCUAUUCUACGUUCCCAGGUUUCUUGUGCCAUUCUCGCACCAGAUUAUCGGCGUUCUUAUGGGUGAACGUCUAAGACGAUCGAUGAUGUUAGUUCCCCUAUGCUCCCUUCCCAAAUCCUCUCAAUUGCUACAGUGA
This is a messenger RNA of Pochonia chlamydosporia 170, 729 nucleotides long. RefSeq names its product myosin-cross-reactive antigen family protein. The record is from RefSeq and is a predicted model, not a curated record. Lineage: Eukaryota; Fungi; Ascomycota; Sordariomycetes; Hypocreales; Clavicipitaceae. The transcript is spliced from 2 exons. Bases 1 to 729 code for a protein of 242 amino acids. Gene Ontology annotation, molecular function: oxidoreductase activity.